This is a messenger RNA of Nerophis lumbriciformis (worm pipefish), 4780 nucleotides long. RefSeq names its product STE20-like serine/threonine-protein kinase. Lineage: Eukaryota; Metazoa; Chordata; Actinopteri; Syngnathiformes; Syngnathidae. Gene Ontology annotation, molecular function: protein binding; ATP binding; protein serine/threonine kinase activity. The record is from RefSeq and is a predicted model, not a curated record. Gene Ontology annotation, biological process: protein phosphorylation.
ACCCCCCAAACAAUGAGUAUCUUCUUGAAGGGGAAACAAUGCCACAUGUCCCAACACGACUCAGAUAACUAUACGGUGGUUUUCACACACAAAAACCGCAACAUUUCCCUUAAGAAUUUGUCUCCGGCACAGACGAGGACGGCGCACUUCUGCUUUUUUUAAAGAGUAUUAAGGAAAAAGGAGAAAGAAACAUGACGUCGCGCGCACUCGUGGACGCGCGUUAAGCUUGAACCUUGAAGUGAGUUAAUCCGUUAUAUAGCACGUAUUUAAGGAAGCAUGGCGGUUCUUGUCAAUAUAGGAGCGAACUCCAACCUUAUCCGUUUCUAAUGCACGUACUUUUCCGAACUACUCGUUUUGCUCCUUGUCCGUUUAGGCUGAAGAAGGAACCCCCGGGUGGACAUUGGUCGGACUCUGCUUUUUGUUCCGCCUGAAAUUAAUGUCAUUUUCCGGGGUGGAUCAUCGCGGCUGACGACUUCGAGGAGGAUUUGCAUCGAUUUUGGAUGAAAGCAGCGAGAACAAAAGAACACAGAACAUUCUGGACUGCUUAUUUCGUGUGACACGGGCUAAGCUAGUUAUAAAAAGCCAACUGUGCGGUAAAUAUCGACAAAGUAAACAGUUGGGAUACAUGCAGCUGAUAACUGUCUACAAACACGACUUUCGAUUCAUUCGACUCGUUUUGACAUACUAGCGGGUUGACAAUGUCAUUCUUUAACUUCCGGAAAAUAUUUAAAUUGGGGUCAGAGAAGAAAAAGAAACAAUACGAGCACGUUCGUAGAGAUGAAAACCCCGAGGAAAUCUGGAAUAUUAUCGGCGAGCUGGGAGAUGGAGCCUUCGGGAAAGUGUUUAAGGCUCAGAACAAACUUACGGGUGUCCUAGCUGCUGCCAAAGUAAUUGACACAAAGACUGAGGAGGAGUUGGAGGACUACAUGGUGGAGAUUGACAUACUGGCCUCAUGUGACCAUCCAAACAUCGUCAAGCUGCUGGAUGCUUUCUAUUAUGAGGGCAAACUCUGGAUUCUCAUUGAGUUUUGUGCAGGAGGUGCUGUGGACGCGAUCAUGUUAGAACUGGAGCGACCGCUGACAGAACCUCAGAUCAAGGUGGUGUGCCGGCAGACUCUGCAGGCUCUCGUCUACCUUCAUGACAGUAAAAUCAUCCACAGAGACCUGAAGGCUGGCAACAUCCUGCUCACUCUAAAUGGCGAUGUUAAACUGGCUGACUUUGGUGUGUCUGCCAGAAACAUCAAAACAUUGCAAAGGAGAGACUCCUUCAUUGGAACACCAUACUGGAUGGCACCAGAGGUUGUUAUGUGCGAGACAUCUAAGGAUCGGCCAUAUGACUACAAAGCUGACAUUUGGUCACUUGGGGUCACCCUGAUUGAGAUGGCACAGAUUGAGCCACCCAACCAUGAGAUGAAUCCCAUGAGAGUCCUUCUGAAAAUAGCCAAGGCAGAACCGCCAACGCUGAUGCAGCCAUCCCGCUGGACUCCAGAAUUCAAUGAUUUCCUAAAGCGAUGUGUGGACAAAAACGUAGACAGCAGGUGGAGUGCAACACAACUUCUGCAGCACUCAUUUGUGUCCAGUGUGACGGACAGCAAGCCUCUGAGGGAAAUUAUAGCUGAGGCCAAGGCUGAGGUGACAGAGGAGAUUGAAGAGCACAAAGAGGAAGAGGAGGAAGAAGAAACUGAAGUAAAUAUGGGUCAUAAACGUGCUCCAUCUGAUGUCAGCGUUGCCAGUUCUGAGGACGAGAAGAUUCCUCUCUCUCCCACCAUUUUGGAAUCCGUCCCUGAGAAGGGUGAGCCACGUUUCCUAGUGGAUAAGCACGCGUUGGUCACCAGCUUUGUGGAGGAGCCCGCCACCACUGCAGCUAAGGAUCAAACAGAGGAGAUUCCAGCUCAGAACGAGGAAAAGCAACGCAUGCCAAUGGAAGAAAAUAAAGAGGUCGAACCAGGCGAGGACUUGUCAUCCCCACCUGUGAAGGAAAUGGCACAGAUAGGGAUGGCUUCUGAAGAUGAAAAGGAGGAUACUCAAGAGCAAAACAUGGUUUCAAAUACACAAGCAGAGGAGGACGCACAAAGACAUCUUAACGUGACUUUGACAAGUCAGGAUGAAGUCUCAAAAGAGCAUGCUGGCGAGAAGCCCACAGAAAAGGAGACAAUUAAUGUAGAAAAGGAGAAAACUCUUUCAGACAAGGCUAAAGAUGACACAGAAAGAGAUUCAGACUCUGGAUUCAGUUCAGUUGCAGGAAGCAGCAGUGUGGACCUCAAUCUGUCAAUCUCAAGUUUUCUUUCCAAAACAAAAGAACCUGGAUCCGUUUCUAUUCAAGAGACUAGGCGUCAAAAGAAGACGCUGAAAAAGACACGCAAAUUUGUUGUGGAUGGCGUGGAAGUCAGUGUGACUACAUCAAAAAUCAUUACCGACCAUGACACUAAGAACGAGGAGAUGAGAUUCCUGAGACGCCAGGAGCUAAGGGAGUUGCGUCUCCUACAGAAGGAGGAGCAAAGGGCCCAGCAACAGCUCAGCAACAAGCUGCAGCAGCAGAAGGAGCAGAUUUACCGCCGCUUUGAGCAGGAGACCACUAGUAGGAAGCGUCAGUACGACCAGGAGUUGGAGAACCUGGAGAAGCAGCAGAAGCAGACCAUUGAGAGAUUGGAGCAGGAACACACCAAUCGACUGAGGGAUGAGGCCAAACGCAUCAAAGCUGAGCAGGACAAAGAGUUAUCCAAGUAUCAGAACAUGCUGAAAAAUCGUAAAAAAGAGGAGCAAGAGUUUCUUCAGAAGCAGCAACAGGAUCUGGACAGCGCUCUGAAGAAAAUUAUCCAGCAGCACAAACAUGAGCUGGCCACCAUUGAGAGAGACUGCCUGAACCACAAGCAGCAGCUUCUUCGAGCAAGGGAGGCAGCCAUGUGGGAGCUGGAGGAGCGCCAUCUGCAGGAGAAGCACCAGCUGUUCAAGCAGCAGCUCAAGGACCAGUACUUCAUGCAAAGACAUCAGCUGCUAAAAAGACAUGAGAAGGAAAUGGAGCAAAUGCAGCGCUACAACCAGCGGCUGGUUGAAGAGAUGAAGAACAAGCAGACCCAGGAGAGAGCCCGACUGCCAAAGAUCCAACGCAGUGACGCCAAGACCCGCAUGGCCAUGUUCAAGAAGAGUCUUCGCAUAACCGGAGCGGCCAUCACCCCCGAGCAGGAGAGGGAAAAGGUCAAACAGUUUGCUUUUCAAGAAGAGAAGCGGCAGAAGAACGAAAGACUCCACCAGCAUCAAAAGCAUGAAAACCAGAUGCGGGACUUACAGCUACAGUGUGACGCCAACGUCAGAGAGCUUCAGCAAUUGCAAAAUGAGAAAUGUCAUCUUCUGAUCGAACAUGAGACCCAGAAGCUGAAGGAGCUGGAUGAGGAGCACAGCCUGGAGCUGAAAGAGUGGAGAGAGAAGCUGCGACCCAGGAAAAAGGCCCUGGAGGAGGAAUUCGCCAGGAAGUUGCAGGAACAAGAAGUGUUUUUUAAGAUGAGCGGGGAGUCCGAGUGCCUUAACCCAUCUGCACAGAGUCGCAUUUCCAAGUUCUACCCGAUCCCCAGCGUCCAGUCCACAGGAUUCUAAGGCUAACCCUCAGGUGUCCACACAGCUGACCGUGCCUUCCACUUUGCCUCCAGCACGGAGGAUGGACGGAGGAUUUCAUUUCUCUGGUAUUUCUUUGCAGCUUUGAUUGAAUACUAAAGUCUAACAGCUUGUAGGAUUUUAAAUCAGUUUUGGUAAAUAAUUAGACCACGCUAAUGCAAUCGGAUCACAACUAAUUAUCGUAACAUCAAUUAGGUCAAAUUUAGGAACAUAUUCAUUUUAGGGUAAAUUAUACACUUCUCAAAGUAUCAGCCCCUGGCUAAAUUAGGGCCCUUAGCAGAAUUUAGUUUUGAGGACCUACCUCCCGCCCCCAUUACAAUAUUUUUUUAUUAAUGUAAAACUUUUUUUUAUACUUUUUUAAUCAAACUUGAAUUUGAUGCAUCUUUUGUACUGGAACACAUUUUUUUUUUUUUUGGUGCAAUUUUCGGGGAAGUUUGCCAUUAUGUUCUUAUCAUUGACGGAGCAGGAAGGGGCUAAGAAUUCAUACGUUUACGGUGAAACGUCAAUCAUUAAUGAACAUACUUGCCAACCCUCCCGGAUUUUCCGGGAGACUCCCGAAAUUCAGCGCCUCUCCCGAAAACCUCCCGGGACAAAUUUUCUCCCGAAAAUCUCCCGAAAUGCAGGCGGAGCUGGAAGCCACGCCCCCUCCAGCUCCAUGCGGACCUGAGUGACGUCAGGUGCGCAACACCACGUAAAUCGUUGGCCAACCAAAAAGAAACCCCAGUACGCUAUAACCAACAUUCACCAGGAGAUGGCAACAGACAAACAUAGAUCACUAUUACAUUCCUCCCCUUUUAGAAAUGUAUAGAAGUUACUCAAAAUAAAUAAACAACCCAACCAAAAAAUGCAGCAGCUCGAUUAAAAAACUGUACUUAAGCCACAUUCUUUUCUCUUUUUUUUUAGUACUGAACUCAUAACCCUCAUUUGUAAAAAAAUAACAUGGUUAUUAUACAAACAGUAUUUGUACACCUUUAACACAGAUUUUUAUACUGUCUUCAGAGAUUCCGUUUUUUUGGUGGUACUCGAAACCUUUCUGGGUACCUGCGAAAGGGUGUUCAGCAUGGUUAGAAAAAUAGUGACAGAGAAUAGAACAAGGAUGGACAAUUCAACCCUUAACUCAACAAUGAGUAGAUGAGUGUUAUGUGUGUGUAUAUGUGUAAAUAAAUGAACAC